This is a messenger RNA of Sebastes umbrosus (honeycomb rockfish), 2651 nucleotides long. It is a transcript of the gene vps52, whose product is annotated as VPS52 subunit of GARP complex. Gene Ontology annotation, cellular component: GARP complex. Gene Ontology annotation, biological process: Golgi to vacuole transport; endocytic recycling; retrograde transport, endosome to Golgi. The record is from RefSeq and is a predicted model, not a curated record. The transcript has 20 exons. NCBI's taxonomy places the organism in Eukaryota, Metazoa, Chordata, Actinopteri, Perciformes, Sebastidae. The coding region runs from base 65 to 2236 and encodes 723 amino acids. Gene Ontology annotation, molecular function: syntaxin binding.
GACCGGAGGCGGAACCUUCCGUCGGUAGUUGUUUGUUUUUUAACGUUAGAGUAGAUUGGCCGUCAUGGCGGAGGUAGCUGCUGCAGCUGGAGCUGGUUUGGAUGUAAACACAGCUGGAAACCCGACAGAAGUCGCCAUGACGUAUUUACAAGACGAGAACACCGAUGGCGACAUGGUGAACCUCAACCUGGGAGAACUGGACCUCACCACUGAUGAGUUCAUCUUGGAUGAAGUGGACAUUCACAUCCAGGCCAAUCUGGAGGAUGACCUCGUGAAGGAGGCGCUCAAAACGGGCGUUGACCUUCGGCAGUACUCCAAACAGGUGGAGUCGGAGCUGCAGAGGAUCGAACAGGCCUCCAUCAAAGACUACAUCAAGGAGAGUCAGAACAUCGCUCUUCUGCACAACCAGAUCACCGCCUGUGACUCCAUACUGGAGCGUAUGGAGGGCAUGCUGAGCGGCUUCCAGAGCGACCUGUCCUCCAUCAGCAGUGAGAUCCAGACGCUGCAGCAGCAGUCGGUCAGCAUGAACGUCCGGCUGAAGAACAGGCAGGCGGUACGCAGCCACCUCAGCCAGCUGGUGGACGAGCUGGUGGUGCCCGGAGCCAUGAUCUCCACCAUCCUGGACAGUCCCGUGACGGAGCAGGAGUUUCUGGAGCAGCUCCACGAGCUCAACAACAAGAUCAACUUCGCCAAAGAGCUGAGCUUCAGAGAGACGCUGGCCUGCUCCGACAUCCAGGACAUCGUGGACCGCCUCAAACUCAAGGCGGUGUCAAAGAUCCGAGAGUUCAUUCUUCAGAAGAUCUACUCCUUCAGGAAGCCGAUGACCAACUACCAGAUCCCACAGAACAGCCUGCUGAAGUACAGAUUCUUCUAUCAGUUCCUGUUGGCCAACGAGAGAACGGUUGCGAAGGAGAUCCGAGACGAGUACGUGGACACGAUGAGCAAGAUUUACUACAGUUACUUCAAGUCGUACAGCGGCAGGCUGCUCAAAGUGCAGUACGAGGAGGUGGCAGACAAAGAUGACCUGAUGGGAGUAGAAGACACAGCCAAGAAAGGUUUCUUCUCCAAACCGUCUCUGAAGAGCAGGAACACCAUCUUCACGGUGGGCCAGAGGGGGGCCAUACUGAGUCCUGUUGAGCUGGAGGGGCCGAUCCUGGUUCCACAUACAGCCCAGAGAGGAGACAGCAGGUAUCCCUAUGAGACGUUGUUUCGCAGCCAGCACUACGCUCUGCUGGACAACGGCUGCAGGGAGUACCUCUUCCUCUCCGACUUCUUCAUGGUGACAGGAAACUCUGCCCUCGACCUCUUCAACAGCAUCAUGGGGAAAACUCUCAGCAUGUUCCUGAAGAGCAUGGCCACGUACGUGUCCGACUGCUACGACAGCAUCGCCGUCUUCCUGUGCAUCCACAUCAUCCUCCGGUUCAGAGCCAUCACCGUCAAGAGGACCAUCCCUGCUCUCGACAAGUACUGGGAGGCGGUGUUGGAGCUGCUGUGGCCGAGGUUUGAAAUGAUUCUAGAGAUGAACAUCCACAGCAUCAGAAACACAGACCCUCAGAAACUGGGAGUACUGGACAGCAGACCACACUACAUCACUCGUCGUUACGCAGAGUUCUCGUCAGCCAUCGUCAGCAUCAACCAGACGUUUCCCAACGAGAGAACCAACACACUGCUGGGACAGCUGCAGGUUGAGGUGGAAAACUUUGUUCUAAAGAUGGCAGCAGAGUUUCCCUCCAGAAGAGACCAGCUCAUCUUCCUCAUCAACAACUACGACAUGUUGCUCAGCGUCCUCAUGGAGAGGGCGGCAGACGACAGCAAAGAGGUGGAAGGUUUCCAGCAGCUGCUCCUGGCCAGGACGCAGGAGUUCAUCGAAGAGAUUCUGUCGCCGCCCUUCGGAGGGAUGAUCGCAUUCGUGAAGGAGGCCGAGGCUUUGAUGGAGAAAGGGCAGCUGGACCGACUGAAGAACGAAGAAGCUCGUAUCACUCAGCUGGUUCGGGGGUUUUCCGGCACCUGGAAACAGUCGGUGGAGGCGAUGAGUCAGGACGUCAUGAGGUCAUUCACCAACUUCAAAAAUGGAACCAGCAUCAUCCAGGGCGCUCUGACCCAGCUGAUCCAGUACUACCACGGCUUCCACAAGGUCCUGAACCAGCCGACGUUCCGCAGCCUGGCCGUCCGCUCGGAGCUCAUCAACCUGCACCACCUCAUGGUGGAGGUGAAGAAGCACAAACCCAACUUCUAACGGGGCGGCUUCGUCGACGACACCAGACUGGCUGUUUAUUGAAACAUUUAUUAUUAUUAUUAUUAUUAUUAUUAUACCUGGAAACACCUGGAGUCUGGAGGUGUUGAUUCAUCCCCAGGUUCCUCCUCCCUCUCUCCCUCCCUCUCAUCUGAAGAACAUCAGUCAUGCUGCACUUUUAUUUUGGAAAGCAACACAAUGCAUUUUUUCCUGUCGAUCCCUCGUAUGUGUGUGUGUGCGUGUGUGUGCGCAUGUGUGUGUGUGUGUGUGUGUGAAGGCAAAAUGAAUCCAGCACAGGAAUGGCAGACCCGGUCGACCAUAAAUAGUGAUUAACAUCUUGAGGAUUUUAGCUUUUAAAGCUAUUUUGGUAAAAUUUUAUAUGAUAAUAAUCAUUAAUAAACGGUAAAUUGAUGGUUAA